Messenger RNA from Rotaria socialis, 273 nucleotides. Lineage: Eukaryota; Metazoa; Rotifera; Eurotatoria; Philodinida; Philodinidae. The record is from the annotation of a GenBank genome assembly.
AUGUUUCUUGCUCUGAUGAUUCCAUAUAUCAUUGCUGCUAGCUGUAUCGAUGCAUCACUUGUGGGCUCUACAACCGGUGAAGUGAUUAUUACAACCGACGGAAUGAUUAGUACAACAGGUGGAGUAGUUAGUACAACCAACAGAAUGGUUAGUACUACCGGUGGGAUGAUUAGUACAACCGGUGGAAUGGUUAGUACAACUACUAGCAUGACAACAAGCAUGGUGUCAGGUAGUGCUAUUGCUUUUCAACGUUCAAUUACUAUUGUAAGUUAG